UCUGCGACAAGCGAGCUUCAAGACCUUCUUGUUGGCUCCCAGUUGUCACACUACUCUAUAUGCUCGGUCGACGUUAAGAUUGCCUCUGCAUUGUCUAUCUGCACUACGCCUCCACUUUCUUCUCUGCAGAAGUCUAAAGGGACUUGGACCUGUAGGACCCACUGAACAAAACCACUUGACAGCAAGCUGUUCCGUGACGACGAGUCUCUUUUCCGCCUCCACUGCAAAAACGAGCCUUUCACCGCGAACACAUUUUUGUCGCCAACUCGUCAACAACCAUCCAUCGGUUUAUUGCAGCACCAAGCUUCCUACUCACGCGAAAAAGGACAUCAAUCGUCGUUUCCAGGCUAGCCGCGCAAUUCAUCAUUCACAAUGGCUUCAAAGUUCUUACGCGAGUACAAGCUGGUGGUCGUUGGAGGAGGUGGUGUCGGUAAAUCUUGCUUGACGAUCCAGCUUAUUCAGAGCCAUUUCGUCGACGAGUACGACCCGACAAUUGAAGACUCCUACCGCAAGCAGUGCGUCAUUGACGAUGAGGUCGCUCUGCUCGAUGUCCUCGACACAGCCGGGCAAGAAGAGUACUCGGCCAUGCGAGAGCAAUACAUGCGCACGGGCGAAGGAUUUUUACUAGUCUACUCCAUCACGUCGCGCCAGAGCUUUGAGGAAAUUACCACAUUUCAACAACAAAUCCUGAGAGUCAAGGACAAGGACUACUUCCCAAUGGUCGUCGUGGGCAACAAGUGCGAUCUGGAGAGCGAGCGCGAGGUAACAAGACAAGAGGGCGAGACGCUGGCAAAAAACUUCGGCUGCAAGUUUAUCGAGACAUCUGCGAAGUCGCGCAUCAACGUUGACAAGGCUUUCUACGAUAUUGUCCGAGAGAUCCGACGUUACAACCGGGAGAUGCAAGGCUAUUCGCCUCACAGUGGUGGAAACGGCGGCAUGAACGGUCCGACAAGCAAGAUGGAGAUUGAUGGAGGCGAGUCAGAGGCUGGCUGCUGCUCAAAGUGCAUCCUCAUGUGAUUCCUUGUCGUCGCAGGGAAUUGAUGGAGCAGUUGGCCAAGGGCGGGGUUUGCAGUGGACACCUCUCUUGUCGAGGCAUGAUAGGCCCGCCGUAGAUGCCAAACACUUAGCGCAAGGAAGACGCCACGACUGUUGCAUUGGGUUUGAUUUCGGAUAUCCACAAGGGGCGAAGAAGAGCAUCAUGGCAGCAGCAGCAACAGCAUCAGCCGCCCUGGUGAGGUCGUCAUGGAGGGCGAAAUCCAGAUGGAUUGAGGGGUAAAUUGUUGCAUGGAAUCAGGAGUUGGUU
This is a messenger RNA of Pseudomassariella vexata, 1303 nucleotides long. RefSeq names its product ras-like protein. The transcript is spliced from 4 exons. Gene Ontology annotation, cellular component: plasma membrane. Gene Ontology annotation, molecular function: GTPase activity; GTP binding; GDP binding. Lineage: Eukaryota; Fungi; Ascomycota; Sordariomycetes; Amphisphaeriales; Pseudomassariaceae. The record is from RefSeq and is a predicted model, not a curated record. The coding region runs from base 373 to 1017 and encodes 214 amino acids. Gene Ontology annotation, biological process: signal transduction.